Glossina fuscipes is the source of this 1380-nucleotide messenger RNA. RefSeq names its product hexokinase type 2-like. Bases 1 to 1380 code for a protein of 459 amino acids. The transcript has a single exon. The record is from RefSeq and is a predicted model, not a curated record. Gene Ontology annotation, molecular function: ATP binding; glucokinase activity; fructokinase activity. Lineage: Eukaryota; Metazoa; Arthropoda; Insecta; Diptera; Glossinidae. Gene Ontology annotation, cellular component: cytosol; mitochondrion. Gene Ontology annotation, biological process: glucose 6-phosphate metabolic process; glycolytic process; intracellular glucose homeostasis.
AUGCCUAAACCGGACUUUACCCAAUACGUGAUAGAAGCUAAUCGCAGAAUAGUGAAAGAUAUAUGUAAACCAUUCAUUUUGAGCGAUGGCACAUAUAAACGAAUUAUGGAUCUCUUUCUGGUUGACAUUAAGAAAGGCUUGGGAAAAUACACUCACAAGAAGGCGUCCGUCAAAUGCUACAUGACGUUUGUGGAAAAGCUUCCAAGUGGCUGCGAACGCGGCAAAUUUUUGUCGUUAGAAUUGAGCGGGGAUGUUUGUCGCGUUUUAUGUGUAAAUUUACAGGGUGACGACGACUUUAAGAUAGAAUGGCAAAAUUUUGAUGUACCCCCUGAAAUUAAGGUAGACACAGCAUGUCAUUUUUUCGAUUUCCUUGCCCAGUGCUUGUCCGAUUUUAUCGUCAAGUAUGAUUUACAAUAUGAUGAACUCAGCUUAGGCUUUACUUUUGCUUUCCCUUUAAAACAAACCAGUAUAAGCAAAGGUAUCUUGGUCAAAUGGACUAAAGGCUACAAGGUAUCCGGAGUGGUGGGUCAUGACGUUAUUGCUUUAUUGCAAGAAGCUAUAGUACGUAGAGGUGAUCUGUCUAUAAACGAUAUCAUCAUUUUAAAUAAUACGACUGGCGCCCUUAUUUCUUGUGCGUGGAAACAUAAAGAAGCUAAAAUUGGAGUUCUUAUUUCCAGCGGCUGCAAUAUGUGCUAUCUUGAAAAGAGUAAACAUAUACAGCUUUUCAAAAACGCCGGCAACUAUACUCCAACCAUGGUUAUUAACUGUGAAGCGGGAGCUUUUGGUAACGAUGGAGCAUUGGAUUUUAUACGCACGUCAGUCGAUUUUACUGUAAACAAAAAUUCUAUGUAUCCUGGCCAGCAAAUAUAUGAGAAGAUGGUCUCUGGCCUGUAUCUAGGAGAAAUUGCACGUCUAACCUUACUGGAUUGUAUAAAUGCUGGAGCAAUGUUAAAAGGUAUUCUGUCCAAAGAGAUACUUACACCUACGGCAUUUAAAAUUCACGAUAUGUCGCAAAUUGAACUUGAAGAGCCAGGCCAUUAUGCAAUUACCCGGAAAUUUUUUGAAAAAAUGGGCUACAAGCACACCACAAAUGGCGAUUGCGAUAAUCUUCGUUACAUAUGCAGUGCAAUAUCGACGAGAUCUGCGAAUAUGGUCGCAGCUUGCCUAGCUUGCUUAGUUGAGCGCGUAGGCGAUCCUUACUUAAUUAUUGGCGCUGAUGGCAGUGUAUAUCGUUCGUAUCCACAUUAUCCGUCACUUCUACGUAAUAGACUUAAAAAACUUGUUCGCGGUGAUUUUAAAUUCGACGUGGUGCAGGCGGAAGAUGGUUCGGGACAGGGGGCAGCCUUAUUAGCAGCCUCAACCAAAAAGAAGAAAAAAUGA